Cucumis sativus (cucumber) is the source of this 3299-nucleotide messenger RNA. RefSeq lists its product as uncharacterized. NCBI's taxonomy places the organism in Eukaryota, Viridiplantae, Streptophyta, Magnoliopsida, Cucurbitales, Cucurbitaceae. The transcript is spliced from 6 exons. Bases 124 to 2604 code for a protein of 826 amino acids. The record is from RefSeq and is a predicted model, not a curated record.
UGAAGCCAUUCGGCAAUCGACCCACAGCCCAAUUACAUAUAUAAAUGCUUUACUUCCCUCGUCUUCUUCCUUUUCAAUUCCAUCAUAUCUCUGUCCACCAUUUUUGCACCUCCCAAUGAUAAGAUGGCAAAGCAGGGGAGUUCAGUUUUUCUCGAAGACUGGUUGAAGAGCAUCGGCGGUAUUGCUAACUCCAAACCCACUUCCUCUUCUGCUCGAGAAAUUAUCCAAGCGUGGGCUGAGCUUAGAAGCUCUUUGGAGCAUCAAUUCUUCGAUGAUCGUCACAUUCAAUCCCUUAAAAUUCUUGUUAACUCUCAGUCUUCACUCUAUGUUGCAGACCCUCAAGCUAAGUUGGUGAUUUCUUUACUUUCUUCUCCUAAUUUCUCUAUUUCUGAUGAAUCCUAUCCCCUCUUUUUGAGGAUUCUUUAUAUCUGGCUCAGAAAAUCUCUCCGACCCUCUUUAGUUCUUGUCGAUUCAUCCGUUGAGGUUCUCUCUCAGAUUUUCUCUUCCAAAAUUGAAUUGCGGAAGAACCCUUUGUUUAUCUCUGAAGGCGUUUUAGUUUUGGGUGCAAUUUCGUAUCUGCCUUCAGCUUCAGAAAAAUCAAAAUUAUGCUGUUUGGAGUUGCUUUGCAGGGUUUUGGAAGAAGAUUACCUACUGGUUGGAGGGAUAGUUCCAGAAUUUCUUGCGGGGAUUGGUUAUGCUUUUUCUUCAUCAGUAAAUGCUCAUGUUGUUAGAUUGUUAGAUUCUUUGUUAGGAAUUUGGAGUAAGGUAAAUGGCCCUAUCGAUACUCUUUCUAGUGGGUUAAUGAUUCUUCACAUGAUUGAAUGGGUGACCUCUGGUUUGAUUAAUCUUCAUUCUUUUGAGAAAUUAGAUGUUUUUAGCCAUGCGACUUUAGUGUCUUCAAAGGAAAGUUAUGCUUCAUUUGCUGUUGUAAUGGCUGCAGCUGGAAUAUUGAGGGCUUUUAAUACUUACAAAGGCUUGUUGAGUAGUUCAGAAAGAGAAACGAUAUCUAGAAUAAGGAUUUCAGCUCAGGAUUGCUUAGAAUCUAUAGCAAGGAAUUUUAUUUCUACUAUGGAAGGAUCUUCAAUUACAGGCAAUGACCAUAGAAGGAGCGUGCUUCUAUUGUGUAUUUCAUUGGCAAUAGCACGUUGUGGCCCAGUGUCAGCUCGCCCGCCUGUGCUCAUUUCCGUUGUUUAUGCUUUGUUGACUGAAAUAUUUCCUUUGCAGCGUUUAUAUGCCAAAAUCAAUGAAUUUUCUUUUUCCGAGUUGAGUGUUUUGGGGCUUACUCUAGUGAAAGAGCAUCUGGGUAGUAUUCCUUUUAAGGAAGCCGGGGCCAUUGCUGGUGUUCUUUGCAGUCAGUAUGCUUCACUUGGGGAAGAGGAAAAAAGUAUUGUGGAGAAUCUUGUAUGGGAUUACUGUCGAGAUGUCUACUCAAGGCACAGACUAGUCAAUUUGGUGCUUCAUGGUAGAGAGGAUGAAUUACUAGAGAGUAUCGAGAAAAUCGCAGAAUCUGCUUUUCUCAUGGUAGUAGUUUUUGCAUUAGCUGUCACAAAAGAAAAGUUAGGUUCCAAAUAUACACUAGAAAGUCAGUUUGACGUAUCGGUAAAAAUACUUGUUUCAUUCUCUUGUAUGGAAUACUUUCGGCGUAUUCGCUUGCCAGAAUAUAUGGAUACUAUCCGAGGUGUUGUUGGAAGCAUUCAGGGGAAUGAGUCUGCCUGUGUCUAUUUCAUUGAGUCAAUGCCCACAUACCAAGAUCAAACGAAUGGCCCUGAUAACUCUAUUGGGCAGAAAAUACAAUAUUCCUGGGCGAAGGACGAAGUGCAAACUGCACGUAUGUUGUUUUAUAUACGAGUCGUUCCAACUUGCAUCGAGCAUGUUCCUACUCAAGUGUAUGGGAAGGUGGUAGCUCCAACAAUGUUUCUAUAUAUGGGACAUCCAAAUUCAAAAGUUGUCCGUGCUUCACACUCUGUGUUUAUAGCUUUCAUGUCCGGGAAGGAUGACAUUGACGAUGAAAAGAGAACAACAUUGAAGGAGGAGCUUGUUUUCUACUACAUCGAGAGAUCUUUAUCGGGGUAUCCUGGCAUUACACCAUUCGAGGGCAUGGCUUCAGGAGUUGCUGCUUUGGUGCGAUAUCUUCCUGCAGGAAGUCCAGCAAUCUUUUAUUGUAUUGACAGUCUUACUGUAAAAGCUACAAGCCUUUGCAGUGAAAACUUCAUGGAUGAUGGAGAUUUGUGGAAGACUUGGCAAGGAGACUUGGAGCCUUCCAAGAAAAUUUUAGACAUGCUAUUACGGCUCAUUUCUCUCGUUGACAUACAGGUCCUACCAAGCUUGAUGAAGAGUUUAGCACAACUAAUCAUCAAGUUACCAACAGAAGGCCAAAAUCUGAUUCUUGAUCAGUUAUACUCUCUGGUUUCGGAAGCCGAUGAUGUCACCCGUAAACCUAUGUUAGUCUCAUGGCUACAGUCGUUAUCUUAUCUUUGUUCCCUAUCUAAGAGUGCAGAGGCACAUUCUAAUGAGAAGCAAAGUUUGAAGCAAAGUACACGGCUUGCAAACUUUGCAUGGCUUAUUGACCCAUUGAACCGUAUUCGAUCCUAUGCACGACUUUGAGGUUUUGUCAUCAGAACUUGCUUGCCGGGAGCACAUAUUUCAAUCAAGCUACUGUCCCAAGUUAAUCUGAGGACAGCACUCCAUUUUAGUCAAACUGCAAAGCGUGUAAGAUGAAAGAAGCUUUGAAACAUCCCCAGUCUCAGUCUUUCAGUAGAGUUCUUUCCAAUUCUUUUUGUUACCUUAAAUGGAAUUGUUUACAAAACAAAAGGCUGCACUAAAGAGGCCGAACCAUAACAGACAAGAAGCCAUUCGACGCAAUUCCAGCAUAGGUACUUUUAUGAAAUAGUCAACCCAUUCUUAUGUUAUUUAUCGAACGAGAACCACACGUUCGCAUCAAGGCAUUGCAGCUGAUCUUUUAUUCCAUUAUAUUGAAGUCUCCCUCAACUAGAAUGGAAGGGCUGUGAUCAGUCUCUCCAACCAUCCAUUUUUUUUUCCACUGGUAGAGGAAUAAGAGCGUGUGUGUGUGUAAUAUAAUGUUAUAAUGUUAUGAUUAUUUUGUUUAUGUCAAUCCACUAGGGAAGAAGUAACCCUCAUUUAUGUAUAUAUUAGCCUUUUCCUUGCUUGUUCCAUGAUCUGACUCACGACUCAUGAUGUUCCAUGAUCUGACUAUGUAUUAUUUUCUUGCUUGCUACUUCCUCUCCACUUCUGUUAAUUUCACAAGAAUAAGAUGGUGUUCCUCCUUCCUGUUUAUGUUA